CAUAUCCAUAAAUCAUCAUUCAUUCUACUAAUGGAUCAAGUUUCAAGCUUUUUGGAGAAUAUUCUAACGGUAGACAAUGAGGAAGAUGUAUCCAAGCGAUCAUCAAAGCGUUAUAGUGGACUAGUUGAUAUGGCUAAGAAGCCCAAUUCCUUGUUGGUUGAUAAAUUGAUUGAAAGCCUAAUAUCAAUGAUCAUACCAGUUUAUGACGAAAAGAAAAUUAUCAACGAUAGAAUGGUGAUGCAGAAGACGAGGAAACCGCUAUCCAUGAAUACAAUGACCAAUAACGCCAUCAUGUUGAAUGCCAGAUUAACUAACGCUUUCAUACUUUUUGAUAACAUCAUCAAAAUCUUGAAUUGGCAGAACCCUUACUCCACUUUAGGUGUCUUAUUAAUAGUCACCCACUUGAUCUUGAAUCCUUACUUGGUAUUGGCCCUUCCGUUGACGUUGGUUGUCAAUAACAUAUUGGUUCCUCAUUACUUAAUAAUUCAUCCUCCUGAUAUCUCGGUAUUAGAGCAUAACCAAAUUCCGGAUAAUGGACCCACACUCAACAAGCCCCAUAUUCCUGGACCAGUACCACAGUUCAGUCAAGAGUUCUUGCUCAAUUUUACCGAUUUACAGAAUCAUAUGGUUUUGUAUAUUUACGGUUAUGAUUUUGCUAUUUGGUUAACUAAUGACUAUUUAUACUUCAAGAAUGAGGACGUCAGUUCGUUAGUAUUUUUGGUGUUGUUGACAUUGAUAGGAGCAAGUUUAUAUAUACUGCCCAUUUUGGUGCCAAUUGUCCUUACCCACUUCAAAUACCUAAAGGUUGGACUCAUUGCAAUUGUAUGGGUGUUUGGAAUUCUCAGCUAUCCUAGCAAUAGGGAAAUCAUAUUGGAGUUUCUCUUCAAGGAGGAGACUCGGAUUGCUUCUUUGCAUCGUAUGAACUAUAUUGAAAAUCAGUUAGUGAGCAAGUUCAUGGUGCCUAUCAGCAAAGAUGAAACAGUAUCGGAAGCAGUCAAAGUGGUGGAAGUUUUUGAGUUGCAAAAAUAUAACAAGAUUACCAAAUCUUGGGAAGUAAUUGGGUUUGCUAACGAUUUUUAUUCGAUUAACCAUCCUUUAAGAAAACUAAACUCUAACUUGUUCAAGGACGAAGAACUGGAUGAUGGCAUAAUAGAGGCUGAAGAUAAUAUUAAGAUCAACCGGGUACAAAGUGUGGAUCUAGUUAAAUGUGCCAAAAAUUGGACAUUCUUGAAUCCCAAUUGGCUAAUAGAUCUCAAUCCCAAGGUCUGGGUAGAGAAGAAUUUGGUCAAUGAAAUCGUUAAUAUCGAUGAUGAUGAGAAGUGGGUUUAUGACUUUUAUGAUGAAGAUUCUGAAAUCUUCAGGAGAAGAAGGUGGAUAAGAUACUGUAAACGCGAGUCGAGUGCAGACCAUUGACAUAAUUAUAUGUAUUAAAGCUUUCAUAAGUCGUAAAUCGUUAAUGUUGCAUGAAUUCCAU
This is a messenger RNA of Yamadazyma tenuis ATCC 10573, 1474 nucleotides long. RefSeq lists its product as uncharacterized. Gene Ontology annotation, biological process: peroxisome organization. NCBI's taxonomy places the organism in Eukaryota, Fungi, Ascomycota, Pichiomycetes, Serinales, Debaryomycetaceae. Gene Ontology annotation, cellular component: peroxisomal membrane. The record is from RefSeq and is a predicted model, not a curated record.